AUCGGAGGCAAAGUCCUUCCUAUAAAGACGAAGCCAUGGCGCGCGGCUUCGGCCGGGGAGGAUCCAUCUCCGUAUACGCCCUUUGGCUGUAGGUCGUCCGGCGAGCGGAGAUGGUGGCGAGGAUGAUGAGGUGGCUGCCGUGGCCGCCGCUGCAGUCCAAGAAGUACGAGGUGCGGGUGGUUGUGCGCAGGAUCGAGGGGGUGCCGGUGGCUGGGGCGGCCACGGGAGCCAGGGCGGCGGCGGAGGUGAGGUGGAAGGGGCCGAAGACGGCGCUCAGCUCGCUGCGGCGUGGACGGGUGAGGCGGAACUGGACGAGGGAGGAGGAGGUGAGGGAAGGGGGCGUCGUGGAGUGGGACGAGGAGUUCCUCACUGCUGCCACUCUCACCGCUCACAAGGAGAAAGGCGCCUUCCUUCCAUGGGAGAUCGCCUUCUCUGUCUUUACGGGUAAAGGUCCCAGGAACAAGUGCUCUGUGAUCGGAACAGCUUCUUUGAACCUGGCAGAAUUUGCUUCAGCUGCUGAAGAAAAAGAGAUGGAGAUCAAUGUUACGCUGUUGCCUCCGGGUGUCACUACUGAGUCCCAUCCAGUAUUAUAUUUAGCACUUAGCUUGUCGGAAUUGAGAACCGUACGAGAAUCAAUAGAGGUAGUGCAGAGUUCUAUAGUUCCAGUUCCCUCGUCACCUCCCUCCUCCAGUCCUUUCCCUUCCGAGACCGACGAGCCUUCUGCUCGUAAAGAUGGAUUGAGAAAAAUUAAUAUACUUAAAGCUUUAAUAUUACGUCGAAAAGCAAAAAUGGGAUGCAAAGAUAAUUAUGACAGUGAAGAGAAGUGCUCUCCUAGGAAUAAUGAUGCAGAAGAUGCAUACCCAUGUGACGCAGACUCACUUGAAGAUAGUCACAAAGAUUUAGGAGGAAGCAAGGAUGAUUCCAGUGAAAGAAAAUCUUUUAGUUAUGGAACCUUGGCAUCUACACACUACAUCGAGGGAUCAUUUUACUCCGACAUGUUGAUAAAUAAGGACUACGAGAAUUUGAUUCACUACGGUCAAGAAAAAUCAGAUGUCAGUUAUUCACAUGUUGAGGAGGCAACAGCAUCUUUAUCUGAGCAGCCUGUUCCUUACAUUUUAAGGAGAAGUAUCCUUUCUUGGAAAAAGAGUAGGCUUAACUUGAGAUCUCCAAAGUUUAAGGGGGAGCCUCUGCUAAAGAAAUCAUAUGGAGAAGAAGGUGGGGAUGACAUUGAUUUUUAUCGUCGUCGGCUUACCUCUUUAGAAGGAUCAACCUGUGUGGUGAAUCAUUAUGACACUUCAAUGGCAAAUUGGUUACCAGCACAUGACUUCGGUGAUGAUAGUUUUACGAUAGGAAGCUGGGAACUGAAGGAGGUAGUAAGCCGUGACGGUUCCUUCAAGCUCUGUACCCAAGCUUUCCUUGCAUCAAUUGAUCAGAGGAGUGAGCAAGCAUCUGGUGAAAGUGCUUGCGCUGUGCUUGUUGCUGUUAUCGCUGACUGGUUUCAGGCCAAUCCCCAUAUGAUGCCCAUCAAGUCGCAAUUUGACCACCUCAUACGAGAAGGUUCUUUAGACUGGAGGACCCUUUGCAAGAACCAGACAUACAGGGAACGUUUUCCUGACAAGCACUUUGACCUUGAAACAGUCCUUGAGGCAAAAGUUCGACCACUUUCUAUUGUCCCUGCAAACUCUUUUGUGGGCUUCUUUUGUCCUGAAGGAACUGAGGACAGUGAAAGCUUCAAGUUCCUAGACGGGGCAAUGUCCUUUGACAACAUAUGGGAUGAAAUCAAGCGAGCUGGAUCAGGCGGUUCUUCUGAUGGUUUUCCUCAUCUUUACAUUGUCAGCUGGAAUGAUCACUUUUUCAUUCUAAAGGUCGAGCGUGAUGCUUACUAUAUUAUAGACACACUAGGGGAGAGACUUCAUGAAGGGUGCAACCAAGCUUACAUUCUCAAGUUUGAUGACACCACAACGAUUCACAGACAUAAAAAUGAAAACAAACCUGGCAGCAGCACGGCACGGGAUUCUGAAACUCAGAUUCAGCAGAACAAUGGAAUAAAGGAGGAAUUUUCUGGGGAGCUAGUGGUUAGGAACCCCAAUUUGGAGGAUGAGCUUAUAUGCCAAGGAAAGGAGUCCUGCAAGGAGUACAUCAAGAGCUUCCUGGCUGCUAUUCCAAUCAGGGAACUCCAAAUUGAUCUAAGGAAAGGACUGACAACUUCUACACUAAUUCAUAACCGUCUUCAGAUAGAAUUUCAUUACACUGAGAAACUCGAAGAGAUAUCGGCAGAACUCCGACCAGCAUCAGAAUCAACUGUCACGUUUUUGUACUCAGCAGAAUGGGAUUCUGAAUUUUCCUCUCCAACAGAAUCAGAUCUUGAGCCUUCAUGGACAAGAGAGGUAACUCCUGAUAUCUCAUGGCCAGUAGAGUCAGCUGCAGAGUUCUCAUGGCCAGUAGAGCCGGCAGCAGCAUUUUUCCUAACACCGUCUGUAAAUUUAGAAGUUGAGGUCGUUUAGAUCUCGAUUCCUUGCCGUUUACGCAAGGAUUUUUUUUCCUUUUUCGCUUUCAAAACUCUCUGUUAACUUGCUGUUCAAAUGUUGAUAUUUGGGUGGGUAGAGUCACUUGCUCAGCUAUUGAGAGAGCUUUUUAGUAUUUCCAACUGUAUGUAAUGCUUCUAAACUCGCGUGAUUUUGUUUCCGGGGUUAUUGUACAUGCAAGAAAGCUCACUGUUCAUAUUGUAAAUGCAAGAUGAUACUUUCUUAAAGAAUUUUAUGAGAUGUUUGGAUCA
This is a messenger RNA of Musa acuminata subsp. malaccensis (wild Malaysian banana), 2776 nucleotides long. RefSeq lists its product as uncharacterized. The record is from RefSeq and is a predicted model, not a curated record. Lineage: Eukaryota; Viridiplantae; Streptophyta; Magnoliopsida; Zingiberales; Musaceae.